Plenodomus lingam JN3 is the source of this 159-nucleotide messenger RNA. The record is from RefSeq and is a predicted model, not a curated record. NCBI's taxonomy places the organism in Eukaryota, Fungi, Ascomycota, Dothideomycetes, Pleosporales, Leptosphaeriaceae.
AUGCCGGGAAAUGAGGCGUCAACGGGCUGUGCUUCUCCUCGUGUCCAAGCUUCUGCAACGCCAGCUCUCUGCUCCCGCAGUGCUCGGCACGGAAUAGGUAGGAAGGCACCAUGUAGCCAACUUCAUCCAGUGCGUGGUUACUCCGACCAUUCCAUCUAG